This is a messenger RNA of Oryctolagus cuniculus (rabbit), 1290 nucleotides long. RefSeq names its product CD9 molecule (gene CD9). Gene Ontology annotation, cellular component: plasma membrane. The record is from RefSeq and is a predicted model, not a curated record. Lineage: Eukaryota; Metazoa; Chordata; Mammalia; Lagomorpha; Leporidae.
CCGGAGGCCAAGCAGCAGCCGCCAGCACCUCCGUCCUUUGCCGGGUUCCACCAGCCCCAGCCCCAGCCCCAGCCCCAGUCCCAGCCGCAGCCUCAGCCUCAGCCCCAGCCGCAGCCGCAGCCGCAGCCGUUCGUGUUCCCAGGCCCACCCCCGGUCAAGCCAGCCAAGGCCCCUCUAUUCAGCAUCAUGCCGGUCAAAGGAGGCACCAAGUGCAUCAAGUACCUGCUCUUCGGGUUUAACUUCGUCUUCUGGCUUGCCGGCAUUGCCGUCCUCGCCAUUGGGCUAUGGCUCCGAUUCGACUCUCAGACCAAGAGCAUCUUCGAGCAAGAUAAGAAUAACAACUCUAGCUUCUACACAGGAGUCUACAUUCUGAUCGGAGCCGGGGCCCUCAUGAUGCUGGUGGGUUUCCUGGGCUGCUGUGGGGCCGUGCAGGAGUCCCAGUGCAUGCUGGGAUUGUUCUUCAGCUUCCUCCUGGUGAUAUUUGCCAUCGAAAUCACUGCGGCCAUCUGGGGCUAUUCUCACAAAGACGAGGUGAUCAAGGAAGUCCAGGAGUUCUACAAGGACACCUACAACAAGCUGAAAAACAAAGAUGAGCCACAGCGGGAGACGCUGAAAGCCAUCCACUACGCGCUGGACUGCUGCGGCAUGGCUGGCGGUGUGGAGCAGUUUAUCUCGGACAUCUGCCCCAAGAAGGACAUCUUGGAGAGCAUCCAGGUUAAGUCCUGUCCUGAGGCCAUCAAAGAGGUCUUCGACAACAAAUUCCACGUCAUCGGCGCUGUGGGCAUUGGCAUUGCCGUGGUGAUGAUAUUCGGCAUGAUCUUCAGUAUGAUCCUGUGUUGUGCCAUCCGCAGGAGCCGGGAGAUGGUCUAGAGUCAGCGUGUACCCCUGAGCAGGAAGGUGUACCCCUCAACAUUGGGUUGGGUUUGGUUUUUGUUCGUGGGUUUUUGGUCUCCGCCACUAACUUUAGUAUCCAUUCUGCAUUUCUAAACAAAAUGAGUUAUCCCAUGUUUGUCUUCUUAAUGCUUUAUUCAACAUUGAUAUUUGUGGUAGAGGGAUUUGGGGAUUUGUUUGCUUCAGUUCAUAUUUUUGGGGGUUGUUUGUUUUUGCUUGUUGUAUUAAGCAGAAAUCCUGCAAUGAAAGGUACUAUAUUUGCUAGACUCUAGACAAAAGAUACUGUAUAUAAAGAGAAUUUUUUUUGUCUUUAAAUAGAUAAAAAAAGUUUAUCACAUUUAAUCAAGUUGUAACUUAUAUUGAAGACAAUUUGAUACAUAAUAAAAGAUUACGACAAUA